AUGGAGUCCAACGAUGACAUUUGCAGUGGAGAAAGAAGAUGCCGUUGUUUUUGGCGAGGGGCGGCCUCUCUCUUUGUCUUUUUGUGUUUUUUCCUAAAUGGAACGGAGGCACAAAUCCGCUAUUCGAUCCCAGAGGAGAUGAAAAAAGGCUCACUUGUCGGUAAUGUGGCCCAAGAUCUCGGUUUGGAUCUAAAAAGACUCCGUUCUGGGCGUGCCCGCAUCGUGACGGGGGAGAACGUCCAGUACACGGAGCUGAGGACGGACAAAGGGCUUCUGGUCGUCCAUGAGAGGAUAGAUCGAGAGCAGCUUUGUGGAGACGUGACGCCGUGCAGCUUCACCUUUGAGAUUUUACUGGAAAACCCCAUGGAAUUACACCCUGUGACCAUCGAAGUGUUGGACGUCAAUGACAACGCCCCCGCCUUUAAAAAUAAUCAUUUGCAAUUUGAAAUAAGCGAGUCUGCUGCUCUUGGCUCCCGUUUUGUUCUGGAAAGUGCACAUGAUGCUGAUGUGGGUGCAAACGGUCUGCAGAGCUACAUUUUAACUCCGAGUGAUCAUUUUGUUUUAAAGGAACACGUCAGUCCUGGAGGCAGUAAAUAUGCAGAAAUGGUGCUGCAGAAAGGAUUAGACAGAGAAGAACAACCCCGACUUUCUUUAAAAUUAGUGGCUGUAGAUGGUGGAAAUCCACAGAGAUCAGGUACAGUAAAUAUAAAUAUUAACAUCCUGGAUAUAAAUGAUAAUGCUCCUGUUUUUAACCAAACGACUUAUAAAUCUAAAGUGGUUGAAAAUGCAGUAAAAGGCACUCACGUUCUAACUGUGAAUGCAACUGACGCAGAUAGUGGAUCAAAUGCAAAAGUGACUUACUCAUUUUCAAAAUCAAAUGCAGAAAUAGAAGAUACAUUUCAUAUAAAUGAGGAAACAGGAUGUAUAACUGUAGCAAAACAAAUAGAUUAUGAAAAAGAAAAAACAAUAGAGUUCAUGGUUGAAGCUAAAGAUCAAGGUGGACUGGCUGACUCUGCUAAAGUGGAAAUAGAAGUAAUAGAUUUAAAUGAUAAUGUUCCAGUCAUAAAUGUGAUGUCCUUCACUAGUCCUGUGUCAGAAGACUCCCCAGCUGGUACCACUAUUGGCAUCAUUAAUGUUAAAGACCUAGAUUCUGGAGAAAAUGGUCACGUCAGGUGUGCCAUUGAGGGCCGCGUUCCAUUUAGAAUUAAAUCCAAUGUGAGAAAUUAUUUUGCAUUACUUACUGAUGCUGACUUAGAUCGUGAAAGUGUGCCAGAAUUUAACAUCACUGUUGUUGCAUCAGAUUCUGGCUCACCUCCUCUGUCUAGUAAAAUGACUUUUAAUUUGAAGGUUUCAGACGUGAAUGACAAUGCUCCUGUGUUCCCGGUCAGCUUAUAUACUGCAAAUAUUGCAGAAAAUAACCAUCCAGGUGUUUCUGUGCUAAAAGUUAGUGCUAAAGACCCUGAUGAAAACCAGAACGCUCGUGUUUCUUACAUGUUGGAGGAGCAUGAAAUUGGAGGAACUCCAGUUACUGAAUUUGUGUCCGUUAAUGCAGAAAGUGGAGUCAUUAGUGCAGUUCGCUCAUACGACUAUGAACAAAUUAAAGAACUGGUGUUUACUGUCAGAGCUCAGGAUGGAGGUUCUCCUCCUCUCAGCAGCAAUGUGAGCGUUCGCAUGAUAAUCCAGGACCAGAACGACAACGCCCCCCAGGUCCUGUACCCGGUCCAGACGGGCGGCUCGGUGCUGGCUGAAAUGGUGCCUCGUUCAGCAGAUGUGGGCUACCUGGUGACUAAAGUGGUGGCUGUUGAUGUGGACUCUGGACAGAACGCCUGGCUCUCCUAUAAAGUGCACAAAGCCACAGACAGGGCGCUGUUUGAAGUGGGCCUACACAAUGGAGAAAUAAGAACUGUCCGCCAAGUCACUGAUAAAGAUGCUGUCAAACAAAGACUGAGUGUUCUAGUGGAGGACAACGGGCAGCCCUCUCGUUCAGCUACAGUCAUUGUUAACGUGGCGGUGGCGGACAGCUUCCCUGAAGUGCUGUCAGAGUUCACUGACUUUAGCAUGCACGACAAGGAGUACAAUGACAAGCUGACUUUUUACUUAGUCUUGGCUUUGGCUGUAGUCUCCUUCCUCUUCAUCACCUGCUUGCUGCUCAUCAUAUCAGUCAAAGUGUACAGGUGGAGACAGUCUCGCGUCCUGUACCACUCCAACCUCCCUGUCAUUCCAUAUUAUCCACCACAUUACUCAGACACUUUGGGGACAGGGACUCUCCAACACGUGUACAAUUACGAGGUGUGCAGGACCACCGACUCCAGGAAAGGUGACAUGAAGAAUAUGCAAGCCAUGAGUCAAAGUUUAGUGAGUGUGGAUGGAGCUGAUGCUGAUACACCACAUGUGACCAAGCAGAUGUCAGGAAACUUUUCACAGAUGUCAACUUUGGUGAGUCUCAUGUUUCACCAUUAUCUAUAUCUGCUUUUUAUGUCUGAAAACUUACUCAGCUUUUAUGCCGGCUCAAUACUUUUCUCCAGGGCGGUGGAAAGUUCAUGUUCCAAAGUCACUUAA
This is a messenger RNA of Entelurus aequoreus (snake pipefish), 2559 nucleotides long. RefSeq names its product protocadherin beta-11-like. The record is from RefSeq and is a predicted model, not a curated record. Gene Ontology annotation, molecular function: calcium ion binding. The transcript has a single exon. The coding region runs from base 1 to 2559 and encodes 852 amino acids. Lineage: Eukaryota; Metazoa; Chordata; Actinopteri; Syngnathiformes; Syngnathidae. Gene Ontology annotation, biological process: homophilic cell-cell adhesion. Gene Ontology annotation, cellular component: plasma membrane.